Messenger RNA from Aspergillus saccharolyticus JOP 1030-1, 441 nucleotides. Its product is annotated as GFA family protein. The record is from RefSeq and is a predicted model, not a curated record. NCBI's taxonomy places the organism in Eukaryota, Fungi, Ascomycota, Eurotiomycetes, Eurotiales, Aspergillaceae. The transcript has 4 exons. Gene Ontology annotation, molecular function: carbon-sulfur lyase activity. Bases 1 to 441 code for a protein of 146 amino acids.
AUGGUUCUCAAUGGAAGCUGUAUGUGUGGUAAGGUCAAGUACCAGGCCGAUGCUGAUCCUGCAGUCAAGGCAAUGUGUCACUGCCAAAACUGCCAAAAGUUCAGCGGAUCUGCGUUUACUACCAACUUCAUUUUACCACGAUCAGCCUUUAAGCUCCUAAGCGAAAAACUGGGAAUCUUGGGGGCACCGAAGCAUGGCGAGUAUACUGCCGAUUCAUGGUUCACGUACCGAGCUUAUUUCUGUGGAGACUGCGGGUCGUCUCUUUACGGCGAGCCUGACUCGAUGCCCCAGAUGAUGUCUAUCAAGGCUGGUACACUGAAUAAUGGAGCAGCACAGUUGACUGAAGGAAAAAUUGAUGCCGAAGCCUUUGUCAAGAGACGUGUGGCUUACUUGAAGCCAAUUGACGGCGCAACUCAGGUCGAGGGUAUGAUUCAGCUGUGA